AUCACACGUGCAUAUAUAAAUGUAGCAAAUAGGAUUUUUCUCUCUCUCUCACACAAACUCUCUCUCUCCUUCUCCCUCUCCCCAUUUUAUCGCAGAACAGCGAAAAAGGUUUGUUCCUCAUUUUCGCCAAAAAGCUGAUAUUUCAUUGGCUGCUCUCUACUCGAUUAUCACUCUGUAUCUUCUCACAGCACCAAAAAGUUCUCUUCAUGGCCAACGGCGUAGCAGAAAUCGAAUACCAAGAGAAGUAUAUAGAGAACAGUCGUGGAAUGAAGCUGAUGACGUGCAGAUGGGUUAGUGGGAAGCAAGAACCGAAAGCCUUGGUCUUCAUGUGCCAUGGUUACGCCAUGGAAUGCAGCGUCACGAUGAAGAGCGCAGGACGGAGGCUGGCGGAGGCAGGAUUUGAAGUGUAUGGGAUGGAUUAUGAAGGGCAUGGGAAAUCGGAAGGGCUGGCUGGUCUUGUGAGUAAUUUCAAUGACGUUAUCCAAGAUUGCUCCAACUUCUUCUCCUCAAUUUGCGAGAAGGAAGAGAACAAGAAGAAGAUGAGGUACCUGCUUGGGGAAUCCAUGGGAGGAGCUGUGGCUCUCUUAUUGCACAGAAAAAAGCCUCACUUCUGGGAUGGUGCUAUCUUGGUUGCUCCCAUGUGCAAGAUAGUGGAUGAAAUGAAACCGAGCCCUCUGGUGAUCAACAUGUUGACGGCUCUAAGCAAGAUCAUCCCCACGUGGAAACUAGUGCCAACCAAGGACAUAGUUGACCUUGCCUUCAAGGAUUCCGAAGUUAGAAAACAGAUUAGAAAUAACCCACUGUGCUACAAAGGACGACCUAGAUUGAAAACAGGACACGAACUUUACAGAGUCAGUACAGAACUAGAGCAAACGUUGCGCGAGGUUUCACUACCGUUCUUGGUUCUACACGGUGAAGAUGACAAAGUGACAGAUAAGUCAGUAAGCAUUCAGCUGCAUAAGGUGGCUUCAAGCAAAGAUAAGACGCUAAAGUUGUACCCGGGAAUGUGGCACUCUCUUCUCAUCGGAGAGCCGCCGGAGAACUUGGACACCAUUUACAAAGACAUCGUGGAUUGGCUUAACGACAAAUGCGUGCAUGGAAAUACCAGAUUAGAGAGCGAGCUUAAGAACCAGAACGAGGAUAAAUAAUCCAACAGCUAAUGCUAAGACAACGUACAGCAUAACAAGCCAGUAUUUUUAUUUCUAUUUGAAUUAAGGUUUUUAUUAACUUAUAUGCACCUACCAUAUCGUGUAAUUUAUAGUGGGCGUCUGUACACUUGGUUUUUGAAGAAUUAACAUUUGGUGUA
Messenger RNA from Prosopis cineraria, 1306 nucleotides. RefSeq names its product caffeoylshikimate esterase-like. Gene Ontology annotation, cellular component: membrane. The transcript has 8 exons. NCBI's taxonomy places the organism in Eukaryota, Viridiplantae, Streptophyta, Magnoliopsida, Fabales, Fabaceae. The coding region runs from base 207 to 1148 and encodes 313 amino acids. Gene Ontology annotation, molecular function: lipase activity. The record is from RefSeq and is a predicted model, not a curated record.